AGGUGAGCUGAGAAGCAUAUUCAUGAUUUUUUUUCAAAAUUUUUUGAAACUUUUUUUUGGUAGGUUUGCAUGGGUUUGCACGAGGUCCUUAGUUUGCACCAGAUACGUUCUCAAUUUAUUCAGCCAAUAUAUUUGGCCCAUAACCGAACUCACGCCAGUAUAAAUAGCCGCAUGGCUAGCACAUCUGCCCCUUUCUUUUCAGUCAAUCGCCACUUCUUCCCUGUCUUCCCAGUUCUCUUCGGUUCUGAGAUCAAUUUGCUCCACUUCCCCCACCCUCUGUUCGUGGUCUGGCAGCAACCGAUCAGCCAAGACGGUACUGUUUGCUAGCCCACAUUGUGAUAUAUCUUGUUCCUUUGAUUCUUGUGGGCUAAUUUCAGAGGGAUUUUCGGUUCAUUAUUCUGCUUUUGGGUUUGGCUUGUUAUUAUAUGCAUGGACGUUCUGAUUUGUUUGGCGAAAGGGAACGACUUGUUUGUUCAAGAUUGGGUUUCCUACCCCUCCACCGGACCGCAGAGUUCCAGAAGUAGUGAAGGUCAGUAUGAAAGACAGUAAAGAAUACCGUGAUCCUCCACAGGAGGGACUUCCACAGCCAGCCCCACAGCAGAAUGUGGAGGAAGCAGAGAUCUCUCUUAAGGAGUACUAUCAGAACAGUGUCUCCUCCCUGGAGGCUAAGAUAGCAUAUGUGGACACAAAAGUUGCUGGAGUAAUUGGAGAUCCUGAUAUUAGCCCUGCGGAUGCAAAGAGAGUUGCAAGAAAACUAGGACGAGGACAGAAGUUUUUACUAUUGGUUAAGGCAAAGGUUGCAUAUCUGGAAGCCACUGAAGAUGUCGAGGAGCGAGGAGGGCCUGACCACAUUCAGGAAGAUCCCAUAGUCGUGGCUGCUCGGGAACUGGAGGGACCAGAUGGAGCCUUGGAUGGCCUGGAAGGGAUGGAAGCUGCUCCGGAGGGACUGGGUGGAGCUGUCGAGGGCCAGCCAUAGUCGAGGCUGUUCAAGAGCCGGAGAGACUGGAUGGAGUACCGGAUGGGCAAGGAGUGCGGCCCUUGCAGCCCAGGAACAAGCAGGGUUAGCUGCUGUGUUGUAGGCUGCCGUGAGACCCAGGAGAACGGGUCCUGAGCCCGUUGAGGACAAAUGAAUUACCUGCUUAAAUACAGUGUUUCAUGUAUCUUAAACGUGUUCACCUGUCCUGGGAGUUGAACUGAUUUGUGAGAAGCUAGGCCAACAGGCUUUUGUUGAACACA
Molecule: messenger RNA, 1236 nt
Organism: Panicum virgatum (switchgrass)
Lineage: Eukaryota; Viridiplantae; Streptophyta; Magnoliopsida; Poales; Poaceae
Exons: 7
Coding region: 536-976 (146 amino acids)
Source: RefSeq, a predicted model, not a curated record